Molecule: messenger RNA, 905 nt
Organism: Actinia tenebrosa (Australian red waratah sea anemone)
Lineage: Eukaryota; Metazoa; Cnidaria; Anthozoa; Actiniaria; Actiniidae
Product: 18S rRNA (guanine-N(7))-methyltransferase
Biological process (GO): rRNA (guanine-N7)-methylation
Cellular component (GO): nucleolus
Molecular function (GO): rRNA (guanine) methyltransferase activity
Source: RefSeq, a predicted model, not a curated record
GUUUUCAAGAUGGCGUCGGGCAGAAGACCAGAGCACCAAGCUCCUCCAGAAGUGUUUUAUAAUGAAGAAGAAGCGCAUAAAUACACCUCGAAUUCACGUAUGAUGGACAUUCAGGUCAAACUGACUGAGAGAGCAUUGGAGCUUUUAUGUUUACUUGAAGAUCAACCAUGCUAUAUACUUGACRUAGGAUGUGGAUCAGGUCUAAGUGGAGAGGUGUUAACAAGUGAAGGUCAUCACUGGGUUGGUCUUGAUAUUAGUCAGGCCAUGUUAGAUGUUGCAAUAGAAAGAGAGGUGGAGGGUGAUUUAUUUCUACAUGACAUGGGGCAAGGAUUACACUUCAGACCUGGAACCUUUGAUUACUGUAUAAGUAUUUCAGCUUUACAGUGGCUGUGUAAUGCAGACAAGAAAGAACACAACCCAGUCAAGCGACUUUACAAAUUCUUUUGUUCAUUAUAUGGCUGCCUGGCAAGAGGUGGCAAAGCAGUUUUUCAGUUUUAUCCAGAAAAUCCCAGCCAGGUUGAGCUCAUAACAACACAAGCAAUGAAAGCAGGUUUUACWGGAGGAAUAGUGGUGGAUUAUCCAAACAGUACAAGAGCUAAGAAAAUGUUUCUUUGUAUUUUUGCUGGUGCUAUAAAUGCCAAACUUCCAAAGGGAUUGGGUGCAGAAGAAGCAGCUGGAGUCGGAGAGACUGUUCRAUAUAGCGGUAAAAGAGAAAGAAAUAACAAAAUACCUCGUGGCAAAUCUAUUAAAAAAUCAAAAGACUGGAUUCAAGCGAAGAAAGACAGACGAAGACGACAGGGAAAGGAAGUGAGACAAGAUUCAAAAUACACUGGCCGAAGAAGAAAAGCAAAAUUCUGAGGAAAAUUGAAUGAGAUAAUAAAGGUUACAGAUGAAUAUAAAUCCUA